Passer domesticus (house sparrow) is the source of this 2055-nucleotide messenger RNA. RefSeq names its product thioredoxin interacting protein (gene TXNIP). NCBI's taxonomy places the organism in Eukaryota, Metazoa, Chordata, Aves, Passeriformes, Passeridae. Bases 179 to 1453 code for a protein of 424 amino acids. Gene Ontology annotation, cellular component: cytoplasm. Gene Ontology annotation, biological process: protein transport. The record is from RefSeq and is a predicted model, not a curated record. Gene Ontology annotation, molecular function: ubiquitin protein ligase binding. The transcript has 7 exons.
GGUAGCGGCUCCCUCAGAGCGCUGAGGUCCCGGGGCAGAGCGUCCUGUGUAGACUUCGCAGCGUCUCUGAACAAAGCGUCCAACCGCUUUUUUUUCUUUUUUGCCUGGGGUGGAUUUUUAUUCCUCUACCCUGCAGCCGUUGCUUGAUCAAGCCCCGCGCCCUCCUCCUGCCUCAGCCAUGGUGAUGUUCAAGAAAGUGAAGAACUUCAUGGUGGCCUUCAGCGAGCCCGACAAAGUCUACUGCAGCGGGGACAAGGUGGCUGGGCGUGUGCUGGUGGAGGUGGCCGAGGUGACCCGUGUCAGCGCCGUCAAGGUACUGGCCUGUGGCGUGGCCAGGGUGACCUGGGCCAAGGGCCCGGCCCAGUGCCGGCAGGAGAUGGAGUACCUGCGCUUCGAGGACGUGCUGGCGCUGGAGGAGCAGCCCACGGAUGAGGACGGGUCAGUCAUCCUGAGACCCGGCAACAAAUACGAGUACAAAUUCGGCUUCGAGCUGCCCCAGGGGCCGCUGGGCACCACGUUCAAGGGGAAGUAUGGCUCUGUGGAUUACUGGGUGAAGGCUUCUCUGGAGCGUCCAGCCUGCCCCACGCAGCAGGUGAAGAAACGCUUCGAGGUGAUGGAUCCUGUGGAUGUGAACACCCCAGAGCUGCUGUCUCCAGUGGCAGCCAAGAAGGAGAAGAAAGUGUCGUGCAUGUUCAUCCCCGACGGCCGCGUGUCUGUGAGCGCGCAGAUCGACAGGAAAGGCUUCUGUGAAGGCGAUGAGAUCUGCAUCAACGCCGACUUUGAGAACACCUGCUCGCGCAUCGUGGUGCCCAAGGCAGCCAUCGUGGCCAAGCACACCUACCUGGCCAACGGGCAGACCAAGGUCUUCUGCCAGAAGCUCUCCUGCGUUCGUGGCAACCACAUCAUCUCCGGCACCUCGGAGUCCUGGCGUGGCAAAACCAUCCGUGUGAAGAAGCUCAAGCCCUCCAUCCUGGGCUGCAACAUCCUGAGAGUGGAGUAUUUCCUGCAGAUUUAUGUCAGCGUGCCAGGCUCCAAGAAAAUCAUCCUGGAGCUGCCCCUGGUCAUUGGGAGCCGCUCUGGCAUCGGCAGCCGCAGCUCCAGCAUGGCCAGUCAGACCAGUUCCGAGAUGAGCUGGGUGGACCUGAACCUCCCCGAUGCUCCAGAGGCCCCCCCGUGCUACCUGGACAUCGUUCCCGAGGAUCACCGCCUGGAGAGCCCCACCACGCCCCUGCUGGACGAUCCCGACGGCUUCGACAGCCCCAUCUUCAUGUACGCGCCCGAAUUCAAGUUCAUGCCGCCGCCCACCUACACGGAGGUGAGCCCGGCGCCGGCACGGGAGGGGCCAGGCGGAUCCGGGGGCUCCUGCCUGCACCCCUCACCCUCCUCCUGCUCCGUGGGCCAGGUGGAUCCGUGUGGUAACAACAACAACAACAACAACAACAACGUGCAGUGAGAGCCACAGCUCGCCUGGACUCCAAACCUGCAGCACAUCUGGGAGAACACCUGGAGGGGGCUCCCGAGGAGCUGCUGCAUCCCCGGGAGCUGCUGCAUCCCCAGGAAUUGCUGCAUCCCCAGGAGCUGCUGCAUCCCCAGGAAUUGCUGCAUCCCCGGGAGCUGCUGCAUCCCCGGGAGCUGCUGCAUCCCCAGGAAUUGCUGCAUUCCCCAUCUCGAGGGGAUAAAAAAACCCCCUCAAGGACUGUUGGGGAGACAAGGCAGAUCCAGCUGGAAAUCCUCAUGGCUGUUGGGACGCAGGCUGCCCGUCCUUGCCCUGUGGUGGCGUGUUGUGACAGGGAAUGGUGGUUUUAAUUAAUUCCAUCUUAAUUUCGUGACUCUGGGUGCUGCUCUGGCUGCCCCGUGCUCCCGCCCAGGGAGGGGGACGCUCGGUGACUCCGUCCUGUCGUGACACAGAGCUGGUGUCACGACCUUUUGUACUCUGGUUUUGUAAAUAGCGUUUCAGGGGUGGGGGGGAAAGCACAAAAAUGCAAAUUUUGUACCUUUUCGUGGCCCCUGGGGGGCGAAAUUUGUAAUAAACUUGUAAUAAAUAAAUGAAACGGU